AUGACAACGAGCACAGGAUGGGCGCAGUUGCGCCAGCAGAUCAGGACGUUGGAGAGUCAGACCGAAACGCUAUUCCACACUUACUCACAAUACGCCUCCAGCUCGAAACUGCCUCCCAAACCGUCUGAUGAAGAACAAAGGAACGAAGCAGAGAUCCAAGAAUUGCUGGAAAAGCGCGAAGGACUAGUCUCGCAACUUGCUCGUCUCCUGGAUUCCGAGUCCGCCCUAAGUACUUCCUCCCUCAAGCAGAACAACCUCUCCCGGCAUCGUGAAGUCCUGAGCGACCACCGCCAGGAACUCCGCCGGUUAAAGGCCUCUAUCGCCGAAGCCCGCGAUCGUCAGCACCUGCUCGCAAACGUCCGUUCCGAUAUCGACGCGUUCCGUACGAACAACCCAGCCGAGGCCGAGGCGGAGUACAUGCUUCAAGAACGCAAUCGGCUUGAUCAAAGUCACAGUGUGAUUGACGGAGUGCUGUCACAGGCGUAUGCGAUCAAUGAGAACUUCGGCAUACAGAGAGAGACUUUGUCCAGUAUCAACCGGCGGAUCACGGGCGCCGCGGCACAGAUACCUGGCGUGAAUGGCUUGAUUCAGCGGAUCGGGUCGAAAAGACGACGGGAUGGCCUCAUCCUGGGCAGUUUCAUUGCAUUUUGCUGUCUGAUGUUGCUUUACUUCAGCUGA
This is a messenger RNA of Cladophialophora yegresii CBS 114405, 678 nucleotides long. RefSeq lists its product as uncharacterized. Gene Ontology annotation, molecular function: SNAP receptor activity. Gene Ontology annotation, cellular component: SNARE complex; Golgi membrane; cis-Golgi network. Bases 1 to 678 code for a protein of 225 amino acids. Lineage: Eukaryota; Fungi; Ascomycota; Eurotiomycetes; Chaetothyriales; Herpotrichiellaceae. The transcript is spliced from 3 exons. The record is from RefSeq and is a predicted model, not a curated record. Gene Ontology annotation, biological process: vesicle fusion; endoplasmic reticulum to Golgi vesicle-mediated transport.